Messenger RNA from Camellia sinensis, 804 nucleotides. NCBI's taxonomy places the organism in Eukaryota, Viridiplantae, Streptophyta, Magnoliopsida, Ericales, Theaceae. The record is from RefSeq and is a predicted model, not a curated record.
CCUGUCCAUAAUUAUGCUCUUGUUGCAUAUGACCCUUCUGCUCUAGGAGCUGAUGGCGCCUCGGCAGUUCGUGCUGCGGAACUUCUACCUGAACCUAUGCUGCGUCGUGGAGAUGCCGUCUGUCUUGUGGGAUUAAGUAGGAGCCUGCAAACUACUUCAAGGAAAUCUGUUGUCACCAACCCUUAUGCUGCUUUGAAUAUUGGCUCUGCUGAUCGUCCGCACUACAGAGCAACCAACAUGGAAGCCAUUGAGCUUGAUACUGAUUUUGGUAGUACAUUUUCGGGUGUGCUAACCGAUGAGCAUGGCAGGGUUCAGGCUCUAUGGGGAAGCUUUUCCACACAGCUGAAAUAUAGAAGUAGUUCAUCAGAAGAUCAUCAAUUUGCCCGAGGCAUUCCAAUUUACACAAUCAGCCAAGUCCUUGACAAAAUAAUAUCUGGUGCAAAUGGACCAAAGCUUCUCAUAAAUGGUGUCAGAAGGCCAAUGCCACUUGUCAGGAUUUUAGAGGUUGAACUUUAUCCAACUUUGCUUUCCAAGGCACGUAGUUUUGGACUGAGUGACAAAUGGAUCCAGGUAAUUAUUAAAGGGUUGACCGUGCUUAUUAGACCAAAGGCUAAAUCUCCACCUCAAGAUGCUUUACUAAAACUGGAAACAGAGCAAACUUUCACUGAACUAUCUCAACAGAGCUCCAUGUUUGUUUUUAAGCUGGGUUUAGUUAAGCUCCAAUGCUGCCUCUUGAUGAAUGGGCUUGUUGUUGAUGCUAAUGAUACUUGCUCGAAUUUCUUGUUGCUUCUUCUUCCUCCAUAA